Molecule: messenger RNA, 642 nt
Organism: Symbiodinium natans
Lineage: Eukaryota; Dinophyceae; Suessiales; Symbiodiniaceae
Source: the annotation of a GenBank genome assembly
AUGGAGAAGGCCCGCGCGCAACAGCAUGCCGAGUCGCUCAUGGACCCGGUCCUGGUCUGCUUCUCGGAUGAGGACUCUAUGGUCAGGUACAAAGCUUGCGAAGCUUUCUACAACAUUGCCAAAGUAAUCCGGGCUGGGAUUCUUCGAAACAUGAGUGCUGUCUUCGAUGGUCUCUGCAGGCUCUACACAGACAUCGAGCAGACCAUAAAGGAGGGUGCCCAAUGCCUGGACCGUCUCAUCCGUGACAUUGUCAUGGAGCAGCGCCAUUUUGACUUUGCCGCGCUGAUUCCACUGAUCACCUGCAGAAUCCACAUACUCAAUCCAAACGUUCGCCAGCUGGUGCUCGGUUGGAUUGUUCUCUUGGAUUCCUUGCCACAGGUGGACAUGAUUUCCUUCCUCCCUCACUACUUGGAGGGCCUCUUUGGCAUCCUUGCCAGCGAGAAUCGCGACUUCCGCUUGAAGGCCCAGGAGUGUCUGGAAAGCCUCUUGGAGCACAUCCGACGUUCUGCGGCAGACCGCCCAGAACGAACGCAGAAGGCGAUAGCCGAGGCGGCUGCCACGGUGGCGCGCUGCUGCCGUGCAGGGGGCGAGCAGCGCUCCGAGGCCCUUUUUGCAGAACCGUUGAGGGAGUUGGACCGCUAA